This is a messenger RNA of Cucumis melo (muskmelon), 771 nucleotides long. RefSeq lists its product as uncharacterized. The record is from RefSeq and is a predicted model, not a curated record. The coding region runs from base 1 to 771 and encodes 256 amino acids. NCBI's taxonomy places the organism in Eukaryota, Viridiplantae, Streptophyta, Magnoliopsida, Cucurbitales, Cucurbitaceae. The transcript is spliced from 3 exons.
AUGGCCCAACGUCAGAUGCUCCUAAUGUUGGAAGCACUAAUGAACGACAAUAAGCGUCUCCCACAAACACCGUACGAUACAAGGCAUAGAAUUAGGCAGCUUGCGUACUUUCGGAUGAUACACGAGUCUGAUCUUGUGUGCCGCAAAAGCACGCGAAUGGACAGGCGAACAUUCACAAUUCUAUGCCACUUACUUAGAACUGUAUCUGGUCUUUCGUCGACAGAGAUUGUCGAUGUGGAGGAAAUGGUUGCAAUGUUCUUGCACGUCCUUGCUCAUGACGUGAAGAACCGUGUCAUCCAACGGGAAUUUGUACGGUCCGGUGAGACAGUAUCUCGACAUUUUAACAUCGUAUUGUUCGAUGUGGUUCGACUAUACGAGGAGUUGAUAAAGAGACUUGCUCCGAUAACAAACAACUGCAAUGAUCAACGUUGGAAGUGUUUCGAGAAUUGCCUUGGCGCAUUAGACGGGACGUACAUAAAGGUCAACGUCCCUGCAGGAGAUCGGCCUACAUUUAGAACAUGUAAGGGGAAAAUUGCCCCAAACGUUCUGGGGGUGUGCGACACGAAAGGGGAUCUCGUUUAUAUCCUCGCCGGUUGGGAAGAAUCCGUAGCAGACUCGUGGAUUCUACGUGAUACCCUUUCACGAGAAAAUGGACUACAAUAUGCCAACCUCAAAUGGUGCCCCAAGACAUGUCUAGACGAAGGAGGAGGAGGGCACUCUUGUGAAGUGUUUAAUGGAGUUGGUGUCAAUGGGGGGAUGAAAAUCGGAUAA